UGGGACCGGGAGCGCGGGGUGGCCGCGGGGCCCGGCCGGCCUGGGGCGGGGGGCCGCAGCCAUGAUCCGGGCCUUCUCGUUCCCGGUGAGCCCCGAGCGGGGCCGGCUGCGGGGCUGGCUGGAGGGCAGCCUGGCCGGGCUCUGCGAGUUGCAUUGGCUUCGGGAGAGGCAAGAGUACCGCGUGCGGCAGGCGCUGCGGCUGGCCCAGCCCGGAAUGGGGGGCGCCGAGGCCGACGACCAAGAGGACGCCGACGAGGACGAAGAUGCGGCGGCGGCGCGCCGGGCCGCAGCCGCCCUGGAGGAGCAGCUGGAGGCCCUGCCUGGCCUCAUCUGGGACCUGGGACAGCAGCUGGGAGACUUGAGCUUGGAGUCUGGGGGCCUGGAGCAGGAGAGCGGGCGCAGCUCAGGCUUCUAUGAAGACCCCGGCUCCACGGCAGGUGCAGACUCUCCCACAUCCACCUUCUGUGGGGACAGUGGCUUCUCCGGCUCCAGCUCCUACGGGCGCUUGGGGCCCUCAGAGCCCCGGGGCAUCUAUGCCAGCGAGAGGCCCAAGUCCCUAGGAGAUGCCAGUCCCAGCGCUCCGGAGGCGGUGGGAGUGCGGGCAGCUGUACCGCGCUCCUUCUCGGCGCCCUACCCGACAGCAACCGGGCCCACAGGCCCCGAAGCCUGCUCAUCCGCUGAGCGGAGGGCCCGCGCCGGGCCCUUCCUGACGCCCAGCCCCCUGCACGCCGUGGCGCUGCGGAGCCCGCGACCAUGUGCUCGCCCCCCGGCUGCCGACUCACCCGAUGGGGCGGUGGGCGCGGGACGACCCCUGGACGGCUACAUCUCGGCACUCCUGCGCAGGCGCCGCCGCCGGGGGGCGGGCCAGCCCCGGACCAGCCCCGGGGGCGCGGACGGGGGCCCACGGCGGCAGAACAGUGUGCGCCAGCGGCCGCCGGACGCGUCCCCGCCCCCCGGAGGCGCGCGGCCCGCGCCCGAGCCUCCAGUGGAGCGCGUCGGGGGCCGUCCCACCAGCCCUGCCGCAGCCUUGAGUCGAGCCUGGGCCUCUCAGUGGGAGUCGGAGGCGGCGCCCGAGCCAGCAGGGCCGCCUGCUGUCUCCUCGCCCCCCGACAGCCCAGCGGAGGGCCGCCUCGUGAAGGCGCAGUACAUCCCUGGUGCCCAAGCUGCCACCCGUGGCCUGCCGGGGCGCGCAGCCCGUCGCAAAGCGCCGCCGCUGACUCGUGGUCGCAGCGUCGAGCAGUCACCACCCCGAGAGCGUCCCCGGGCCACGGGCCGCCGUGGACGCAUGACCGAGGCCUCUUCAGGCCGCCGGGGCUCGCCCCGGGCACGUAAAGCUGCGCGCUCUCAGUCGGAAACCAGCCUGCUGGGCCGUGCUGCCGCCGUGCCUACUGGGCCCCCCAAGUACCCCACAGCCGAACGAGAGGAGCCCCGGCCGCCAAGGCCCCGUCGCGGCCCAGCGCCCACACUUGCGGCCCAGGCCGCAGGCUCCUGCCGUCGCUGGCGCUCCACCGCCGAGAUCGACGCCGCGGAUGGACGCCGCGGUCGGCCUCGGGCACCCACGGCACGCGGCCCAGUGCCCGGCCCUUCGCCGUCGGCCCCUCAGCGUCGCCUGCUCUAUGGCUGUGCGGGCAGCGACUCGGAGUGCUCGGCCGGACGCCUGGGGCCGCUGGGCCGACGCGGGCCCACAGGAGGCGCUGGUGGCGGCUACGGGGAGAGUGAGUCAAGCGCCAGCGAGGGCGAAUCGCCUGCCUUCAGCUCGGCCUCCAGCGACUCGGACGGCAGCGGUGGCCUGGUGUGGCCCCAGCAGCUGGUGGCGGCCACGGCGGCCUCUGGGGCUGGGGGUGGAGCCAGUGGAGGGGCGCCCGCGGGCCCCGCCAAAGUCUUUGUGAAGAUCAAGGCUUCCCACGCGCUCAAGAAAAAGAUCCUGCGUUUCCGUUCAGGGUCCCUCAAGGUCAUGACUACAGUGUGAGUUUGGAGAGCAUGGUGAGGUCUUAGCCUGGGGCUCCCCCUUCGUGGUCUCUGCACCUUCACACUCCCCGAUCGAUCGCCCACCCUUCCACGUGAGCCUUCCAAAGACCACCGCUUUCCAAAGACCCUCCUCACCGCCCCCCACCCCUUGUCAAUCACGUCUGAGUGGAUUGCGGGCUCUGCCCACCUGUCCUGCGGGAAGAAAGGCAGAGGAGGAGCCCUGUCUGAUCCAGGUCGGCUUCCGGCCUCAUGGGCAGGAAAGCUCCUUCAUUUUCUUCCUUUAGAAGCUCAUGCCCUCCCCCCAUCUCAGAUACAGCCCCUCCCCCUCACUCACCAAGUGCCCCCCUCCAUGUCCCUGGGUUAGGGGUGCCCUGGUUAGAGCACCCUGGGAAGGGGCGGGGCACCAACCUGGGAGAUCUGGGGGUCCAGUUCCUCCCUCCCCCAGCUACGGAGGACUGGGAGGUGGAAGAGAGAAGGAUAAGGCAUCUUUGGCUCACCCGCACGCCCCCUGGGAGGGCGUGGGGGAGGGGAGCCUGAUGACUCAGCUGGUCCAAUACGGUACUUUAUUUCCUUUUUUUUUUAAAUCACUGUAUUUAUUAUGACAAUGGUGACUCCCCACUGCACAGGGGGCCAGAUUCCGCGUGUUUCUCUAACCUCUUUGUAAAUAAAUGCACAGUGUUCCAUAC
Molecule: messenger RNA, 2654 nt
Organism: Ochotona princeps (American pika)
Lineage: Eukaryota; Metazoa; Chordata; Mammalia; Lagomorpha; Ochotonidae
Gene: DACT3
Product: dishevelled binding antagonist of beta catenin 3
Exons: 4
Coding region: 62-1969 (635 amino acids)
Biological process (GO): negative regulation of canonical Wnt signaling pathway
Cellular component (GO): cytoplasm
Source: RefSeq, a predicted model, not a curated record